AUGUCUCUCUCACCCAGAAACUCUGUCUAUAAUGCCGGGCCCCAGCUUCUAAGAGAUGUAUGGGGUCUCACAGCUGUUGCCAUUCUCAUCAUAAUAUUAAGGAUCAUCGCGAAGCUGCGCAUCGGGAAAUUUGGUGCUGAUGAUAUUCUCAUGGUUUCUGCUUUGUGCUUAGCAGUGAUCGGAUCGAUCAUGGUUACCUUGGCCAUAAAGCUGGGCUUCGGCCAAGAACUAUCGAGCAUCAAUACCUCAAAUGUCUCUAAAAUCAUCAUGCACGAUUACUUGACUCAAACCUUCGGUCUCGCAGGCGGAGCCUUGGGCCGAAUAUCCUUCAUCGUCUUCAUCAUCGGCCUUCUUGUGCAGAAGCGAUCCCAUAGGAUCAUUUUGUGGAUCCUCAUUGGCCUGCAAGUUAUUGUUAAUUCCAUAUUUAUUAUUAUACUAUUUGUUCAAUGCCCAGGACAUGCAUCUGCCAUUUGGGCUCAUUCUGGAAAGGCGAAAUGCUGGGAUUUACAUGUUCAAGCCUACUACGGGUAUUUUCAGGGAGCUUUCAACUCUGCAACUGACCUAUAUCUUGCCGUGUUCUCGACAUGUAUAUUCUGGAAUCUGAACCUGAAGGUUCGGGUCAAAGUAGGUCUAGUUGCGCUACUAGGAAUGGGAAUCUUUGCCAUGAUCGCCUCCAUCAUCAAAACCGUUCAGACCCGUGUCCUCGCAACCUCGGAUAGCGAACCGACAACAGCAACAAUCGACUACGACCGCUGGAUUUACAUUGAAACAUACUUGGUCAUAAUAACGGCAUCUAUUCCAUGCAUUCGAUCUCUUCUGCGACCUACGAAUAGCCGAAAAAUAAGCAGCAGCGAUACGCAUGAGCUUAGCUCUCGAUAUGCAAUCAGUAGUAUGCGUUCCAGGACAAGAAGGCGGGACUCUUCCAUUGACGGAAAGAGGAUCAUUAAUGUAUCUGAGGGUGAUCUGAGCAUCGACGACGAGAUUUCUCGAGGAUAUCAACAUAACGUGACGCCCCAAUUGGGGGAGUCUAGAGAGUCUGUGGUCAUUUGCGUGUAA
Messenger RNA from Penicillium cataractarum, 1056 nucleotides. RefSeq lists its product as uncharacterized. The coding region runs from base 1 to 1056 and encodes 351 amino acids. The transcript is spliced from 4 exons. Lineage: Eukaryota; Fungi; Ascomycota; Eurotiomycetes; Eurotiales; Aspergillaceae. The record is from RefSeq and is a predicted model, not a curated record.